Messenger RNA from Baudoinia panamericana UAMH 10762, 2451 nucleotides. RefSeq lists its product as uncharacterized. The record is from RefSeq and is a predicted model, not a curated record. NCBI's taxonomy places the organism in Eukaryota, Fungi, Ascomycota, Dothideomycetes, Mycosphaerellales, Teratosphaeriaceae. The coding region runs from base 390 to 1994 and encodes 534 amino acids. The transcript has a single exon.
AAGUCCAGCAUCCAAUAUCGCACGAGGACCACGCUCUUCGUUUUCUUGACCGCCCACGCCAAGGACAAAGCUACAUACCGCGCGUGGCUGCUGCAGGACCGAGGCGGAACCGUUGAAAGGCUCGAUCGUUCGGUAGACACUAAGGCCCGCUCGGCCCCUCUUACCCCAGGUGUUUGCUUCUCUUCAGAAGUGCUCACACGAUAUCAGUUGCUCUCCUCUCCAUUGCUUGUGUGAGUUACAGGGCUGCAUCACAACACUUAUUAAUUCAAGACCUCAAGGCACACUGGAGCUGGCUGGCGGAGGAGACAGAUACUCCAUCUUAACAACUUGAGAAGGAAAUCGUGUGAUUGUCGCAACGGGUCAGGGAGGCGAAGACACACCGAACAGCUAUGGCCAUGGCACCAUCCACUGUCCACUUGCUGGGUUUUGCGCCCAAUCGACCGGAGCCCGAGGUUGCUGUAUCCACAGCGCCGUCACACAAUGUGCCAGCGCCACGCACAUCACGGCGAGCAACGAGCCAUUACAACGCCUUUCAAACGCUCUGCUCGCCGGCGAAUGACAAUCCACCAGCGUACAACAUAGCUGUGCGGCAGGGGUUUGUACCCUCUAGUCAUCCGGAAGAGCGCCGUGAGCGGCUUCCCAAGUACACAUGCUCUGUCAACUGCGAGAUGAAGUUCUUACUCCAGCUGGAAUCGAUCAAUCCGCUCCACCCAGUUUCAGAAAGCGAAUGGCGAGACGUAUAUGCUGUGGUUCGCGGCACGAUGCUCAGCGUGUACCGGGUAAAGGAUGGCGGCGCUGGCAGGCUUCUUCGAAGCUACACUCUACAGCACGCCGAAGUAGGGAUGGCGACAGACUCACAGCACACUGUCCUCAUUCCGCAAACGAGACUGGCCCAUCUCAUCCCGUCUGCAGCCCGCAAAAAGGCAUGGCAAAAGGAUCCUGAUCUUUUCCAAGCAGUGCGGCAGCACAUACUGCGCCUACGAAUUGAGACGGACCAAAUCUUGCUGGCAGACUCCUCCGAAGACCGUAUCCAUGCCUUCAUCAAUGCCGUCAGUGCUGGCAUUGACAUCGCACACGCGAUUGACGAGCGUACCGUUCCGAGGCAGAGCACGGUUCCGCGCAGGAGGCAACGGCGGCGUCCUGAAGUGACCGGCAACCUAACCGACCCCGAGCUACUUGCAGAGCAGGAGCGCAUCUUGCGCAACAUGUACCCUGCUUUCGCUCAGCAGGGUGCGCAAACUGCGAGACCAGGGUUGGAACGGGCUACAACCGAAGAUGUGCCAAGCGAGCCCAUGGCCAACACAGCGCGAGAGGAGGACGAGCUCGAUCUGGCCGUGAUGAGGGAAGAUUUCGCCACUCCGCAUGCCCCGGCACAGCAGCAUGAUGAACCAAGAAUCAGACCAGGUAUGUUGCGCCAAACGACCUCGUCAAGCGUUGCAACAACGUACUCUGCAGAGGUUCUGUAUGCCACUGCUCCGGAAAACUUCACAACCGACGGCAAGUGGCGGCCUCCACACCCACGUACGGCCGUACAGAUCCAACGAUAUACGCGUCGCUGCAUGCCCAUUCUGCUUGCCGAAGCUAUACGUGCAAGUGAUGUGCUCAUCUGCAACGGUCGCCGGGUCAAGAUCAAUUGGCGAAUGGAGCUACUUGAGGAGUGGGAGCUUAAGCCUCCGAGCUACAAGUCGCACGACUUCUCCAAACCGUCUACCGGUACGAACGCCAGUUUACAGCGGACGAAUUCGCAAAACUCGCAAUCCGCUUCGGUGUCCCAAUCUUCGCCAACGACAUCAAGGUCUGUUCUUUGUGAACAGACUGACCUCAUCGAGCCCGUCGACACGAGUCUCGCGCACUUGGAGCUAUCCAAGUCCAUCACCCUGACAGAGAAACGCGUCUCAACGGCUGCAACCGUACCGAGGGCGCAAUCGGAAGCAAAGCAGCAGGAAGCGAGACAAGCGGGCGGGGAUAUGCACGGUGUGGUCUUUUGCUUCUAAACGGAGAUUUGUGAGUAUGAUUGUUUGAUAAGCGUUGCAGCGAAGCGGGCAUGUAUGACUUGAGGCAUUCCCUCAAUUGCGUUGAAGCGAUAGCGUGUGUUUAGAACCAUGUGGUUGAAUAAGUUGGAGCGUCUCUGCAAGAUUAAGCGACCAUCUAGUUUAGAGUAUCGAGUAGCAUCAUCGCAACUGUCACUAGCCAACUUCGCUCGGUCCGGAGUCUGAAUGAUCUCUCUCGCUACCCUCGCGCUCACUUCGCUCAGAUUGACGGUCCUGGCUGGCAGCGCGAGCGGCAUGAGGACCAUCCCGUUGCUUAUUCACAGGCUUCGACUUUUUGGCGCUGACAGCCUCGUGUUUGUUUUUCCACAUGCCUCCGUAGCGGUAGUACUUGUGCUCCUCAGCCUUGUCGCCGUCAACGACGCCGCCUGAGACUCGUUUCCAGCAUGAGCCAGGGCACACG